Messenger RNA from Lachancea lanzarotensis, 336 nucleotides. It is a transcript of the gene LSM7, whose product is annotated as LALA0S04e01926g1_1. Gene Ontology annotation, cellular component: Lsm1-7-Pat1 complex; catalytic step 2 spliceosome; U12-type spliceosomal complex. The transcript has 2 exons. Lineage: Eukaryota; Fungi; Ascomycota; Saccharomycetes; Saccharomycetales; Saccharomycetaceae. The record is from RefSeq and is a predicted model, not a curated record. The coding region runs from base 1 to 336 and encodes 111 amino acids. Gene Ontology annotation, molecular function: RNA binding. Gene Ontology annotation, biological process: nuclear-transcribed mRNA catabolic process; mRNA splicing, via spliceosome.
AUGAGUGACAGCGUUAAACACCAAUCUCAGAACAAACGUAAGUUUGAGGCCCCCAAACGCGAGCCGAUUGUCAAUUUGUCGAAAUAUGCGGAUACGCAAAUUCGGAUAAAAUUAAUGGGAGGAAGAUUUGUCGUUGGAACUCUCAAAGGGUUCGAUCAGCUAAUGAACUUGGUCUUGGACGAAACUGUUGAGCAUUUAAGAGACCCUGAAGACGACACUAAGAUUCUGGCAGGCCAAACAAGAGAGCUGGGACUCGUGGUUAUUAGAGGUACAAUGCUGGAGACGCUAAGUCCUCUUGACGGGUCUGAGAUUAUAACUGGGCCGUCUGUACAGUAA